Morus notabilis is the source of this 1733-nucleotide messenger RNA. RefSeq names its product protein NRT1/ PTR FAMILY 2.11. Gene Ontology annotation, cellular component: plasma membrane. Gene Ontology annotation, molecular function: transmembrane transporter activity. The record is from RefSeq and is a predicted model, not a curated record. Gene Ontology annotation, biological process: transmembrane transport. NCBI's taxonomy places the organism in Eukaryota, Viridiplantae, Streptophyta, Magnoliopsida, Rosales, Moraceae.
AUGUUCAACAGAGCAAAGGCCACUAAAAAGCAGAAACUGAAAGAGUUGAGAGGAUGGAAAGCCAUGCCAUUUGUCAUGGGAAAUGAAACUUUUGAGAAGCUAGGAACUAUUGCUACUUUGUCAAACCUUUUGGUCUAUCUCACAACUGUUUUCAACACGAAGAGCAUUACAGCUGCAAAGAUCAUGACCAUCUUCAUUGGCACCACCCAAGUGGCCACCUUGGUUGGAGCUUUCCAUUGUGACACCUAUUUUGGUCGUUACAAGACAUUAAUCUUUGGUACAAUCGCUUCACUUAUGGGACUACUUGUAAUAGGCCUAACAGCAAUUAUCAAGGAAAUGCAUCCUUCUCAUUGUGGCACUGAACAUAGUUAUACAUGCAAAGGACCAACAGCUGGGCAAAUGGCAUUUUUAUUAACCGGUUUCGGACUACUAGUUGUCGGUGCAGGCCGGAUCCGGCCUUGCAACUUGGCAUUCGGAGCUGACCAAUUCAACCCCAAGACAGAAUCUGGAAAGAAGGGAAUAAACAGCUUCUUCAAUUGGUACUAUUUCACCUUCACUUUUGCCAAUGUAGUGUCCUCAACACUCAUUGUUUAUGUCCAAUCAAACAUAAGCUGGUCUUUGGGUUUAAGUAUCCCACCAAUUCUUAUGUUCAUAUCCAUUGUACUCUUCCUUAUGGGCUCCAAAAUGUUUGUGAAAGUGAAAGCCACAGGAAGUCCAUUGGCCAGUGUGGCACAGAUCAUUGUGGUUUCUAUUAAGAAAGGGAGAUUGAAGCUGCCAGAGCAACCAUGGAUCUCUCUCUACAACUAUAUGCCUCCUAAAUCCAUUAAUUCCCAUCUUACUUACACAGAUCAAUUCAGAUUUCUCAACAAAGCAGCAAUUAUGACUCCACAUUCACCAUCUGAUCCUUGGAGACUUUGUAGUGUACAACAAGUGGAAGAAGCGAAAUGCCUACUGAGAGUAGUACCAAUAUGUUUAGCAGCUGUUGUUUACCAGGUUGCCUUAGUCCAUCAGGAUACCUAUGUUGUCUUCCAAGCCCUUCAAUCCGACAGGCGCCUUGGAAGCAAUAAUUUCGAGAUACCAGCAGCUUCUUACUCCGUCUUCUCCGUGCUGAGCUUGACAAUAUUCAUUCCCAUCUAUGACAGAAUCAUUGUCCCUUCACUUCAAAGGCUUAGUAGAAAAGAAGGUGGCAUAACACUCCUUCAGAGAAUAGGCAUAGGCAUCUUUAUCUCCAUCCUCACCUCGUUAGUAUCUGCCGCUCUAACGAAGCCAACCAUUGGAAUCAGGCCUAGAAGAGGUGCCAUUUCAUCCACGUCGGCCUCAUGGCUGAUCCCUCAGCUUAUGUUAUCGGGACUCACCGAGGCAUUUGCAGUGAUAGGCCAAGUUGCUGGGUCUUUAAUCUCUUGUGGCUUGGCAGUCUCAAGUUAUUUGACUACCUUCUUGAUAACAUUAAUUGUUCACAGGACUACCAAGGAGUCUCCAAGUGGGAAUUGGUUGCCUGAAGAUCUUAACAAUGGGAGACUAGAUUGCUUCUAUUACAUGGUUGCUGGUUUAGGGGCCUUCGACUUUGUGUACUUUUUAGUGUGCGUUGGUACAGGUACAAAGGUUCGGUGGAAAAUGCCGUUGAAGCCUAAAACGGAUUCUGAGAAACCUGCUUAUAGGCCAUAGAUUGUAUUAACAAGGGCGGAACUAGAAAAAUAAGUCGAGGGAUCGGGAGCUGCUGCCAUAGAGAAGAA